AUGGACUUUAUGGCACAGAAUUAUAGACCCGGCUAUACUUAUCAGGAUUUUGCUCACCAAUUUACCGCCGAGUUCUAUGACCCCGACAAAUGGGUCCAAAUUUUUAAAGCUGCCGGUGCUAAAUAUGUGGUGUUGACGAGCAAACAUCACGAGGGAUACACUUUGUGGCCGUCCAAGACUUCGUGGAACUGGAAUGCGAUGGAUAUCGGACCCAAACGAGAUUUAGCCAAAGCUGUCCGUAAGGAAGGCCUCAAAUUCGGUGCCUAUCACUCUUGGAUGGAGUUCUUUAAUCCCCUCUUUCUGGUCGAUCAAAAUUCAAGCUUUAAAUCACAAGAAUUUAUUAAAGCAAAAACACGACCGGAAUUAGAAGAAUUAAUCAAUGAAUACAAACCUGAGCUCAUUUGGUCGGAUGGGGAUUGGAUGGCAAACGAUACCUAUUGGAAUAGCACUGACUUCUUGGCCUGGCUUUACAAUGAGAGCCCCGUUAAGGAUACAGUUGUUGUGAAUGAUCGCUGGGGUAAGGACACUGCGUGUAAACACGGCGGAUAUUACACGUGUACGGAUCGGUAUGACCCGGGUGUAUUACAACCAUUUAAGUGGGAGAAUGCCAUGAGUUUGGACCGUAGCUCCUGGGGCUUCAGGAGAGACGCACAGCUCGACGAUUAUAUCACCACCAAAGAGCUUAUCACACAAUUAGUGCAAACUGUCAGUUGCGGCGGAAACCUAUUGAUAAACAUCGGACCCACAGCUGACGGAAGGAUUAAUUUAUUAUUUGAGGAGCGGUUGAGACAAUUUGGGUCUUGGCUUGAAAUGAACGGAGAAGCGAUUUACUCGAGUAAGCCGUGGAAACACCAAAACGAUACCAUCACUCGAGAUGUUUGGUAUACCUCCAAAGGCAAAGAUGUAUAUUCAAUAUCAUUGAAAUGGCCUCUAAAUAAUGAACUUCAAUUGGGAGCACUCGACUCAAAAAUAGUGGACAAAAUAGAGUUAUUAGGGGUGUCCGACCCCUUGACAUUUAAAGCCAAGAAUAAUGGAACUGUAGUCGUGUUCCCUGUCCUUACACCAGACACUAACCUUCAAUUCGCUUAUGUCCUCAAAAUUAAGACCAAAAUAAUGGAUCCGUGCCAUGACUUCUAUGAUUACGUUUGUGGCAAAUUUGGCACAAGAGCUGACAUACCCGAUGAUAUGAUCUCCUUUGGGGUACUCGAGAGUUCAAUCGGCGGAUGGCCUCUCGUCCCAAACACCGGAUUCAAUGAUCAGACUUACGAUCGCUUUGAGGCCCUAUCACUGGUUAUCGCCAACUUUGCUUUGAGUUCAAUCAUUGAAGUGGGAGUUCAGCCGGACAUCAGGAAUAACACCAAAAAUAUACUUUAUUUGGGUUCAGCGCCGGACUUAUCCUUAGAGUGGAAGAGACGUCGGAGUCGUCGAAAUCAUACGAGACUUGUGGUGCCAAUUGUGCCCAAUAUGUUGGAUAAGUCCAUGGAAUCUGAAUCAAUGGAUGAGCUCAAACUGAUCCACAUUCGCUUCAAUUACGACGACAACUGUAUUGUAACGGAUGUCCAAUAUUUCCGAGAAUUACCACAAAUACUACUAAAGACUCCGAACAGAGUUAUCGCCAACUUUUUGGGCUUUUCUGUGGUUCAGGCCUUAAGUGAUUAUACGAUCGAAGCGUUUAGAGAAUUGGACUUUGAAUUACAAAAGUCUUUGACGGGUAUCACAAAACCUCCUGAAUAUUGGAAACUAUGUGUGGAAUUAGUGGACGGAUUAAUGUCUUUCGCCAUUAGUCGCAAAUAUAUUGAACAUAAUUUCAAUCUACGAACCAAACGAAAGGUGAACGGGGAGAACACAAAGGGGGAGAACACCGCAGAUAACGGAGGCCUCAGGACUGCAUUCAAAGCAUAUAAGAUGUGUAAUCAAUACAAAGAGGAACCAAAACGAUUGCCUCAAGUGUCUCAAUACACACCCGACCAGCUAUUCUUCAUAUCAUACGCUACGCUGUGGUGCGAUAAUAUCAGACCAGAAGCCCUCGAAAGUGUUUUCCAAACUGAUGAACACAGUCCUCCCAAGGCUAGAGUCAAUGCGUUAUGCUAUUGUCUAGAGUUUGGGUCGAGUAGACAGCGGAAGCCAAACCCGGCAAAGGAGUCCACGACUCGAUCACCGUUGAACUGA
Oppiella nova is the source of this 2169-nucleotide messenger RNA. NCBI's taxonomy places the organism in Eukaryota, Metazoa, Arthropoda, Arachnida, Sarcoptiformes, Oppiidae. The record is from the annotation of a GenBank genome assembly.